AUGACGGUGGAUGCACAGGAUAGCACCCCAGCACCCCCAGCCGACCGCAGAGGGGCCGAACUGGAGACCGGAGGCGUCGGGGAACAGCCAGAGCAGCCCAAGAACAAGAGCAAUGGCGAUGGUAAUGCGCCUGCGGGAACUGGCCAGAAACCGAACCCGAAGGAUCCAUCAAGACCACGGCGGAAGAAAGCACGGAGGGCUUGCUUUGCUUGUCAACGGGCGCAUCUGACUUGCGGUGACGAAAGGCCGUGUCAACGGUGUAUCAAACGCGGUCUCCAAGAUGCGUGUCACGAUGGGGUUCGCAAAAAAGCCAAAUAUCUUCAUGAUGCGCCAGAUGGAGCGUUGAUGCCUGGAAUUGGUGGGAAUUUCUAUAAUAACUCGAUGCGCAAUAACUUGCCCUUGUCUAGAAAUGGCGCCAAUGCAGUUAAUGCCACUACACAGCCGAGUUCCAGUCCCAAUUUCUACCCUACGCCGCAGUCGAACUCUUAUAGUGUCUAUCAGGAAAAUACUAUGAACCAAAAUUCUUUCACCUCCCAGUCCCCUGUCUCGCCGACAUUCACCCUGAAAACUAACCCUGCCGCUCGAAACAACAGCCUUUCAUCACAAGUUGGUCAGCAGCCGCCCAGCACCGGCGUGUCCGGCGCGACCAACCCAAGCCAAAACCCAUUUGCCGGGCCCUUCUUUGACCCCAGUGACCCGGCCCUCUUUAACUUUGAUCUGUCUAGUAUGAACUUUGAGAAUCGCUAUGGUGCGUUGGAGUUUGGUAUGCUUGGACAUAUGGCUACUGGGGCUGGUGACUCACCCAGUGAUUCCGCUACCCAGCGAGGCUCAAUGGGACGUAGUGGCUCGGCUCAAUUCUCUGGUACGCCGAUCGCUGGCGCUGCAACUUUCGGCGAGAGCCCUGGCGGUCAACAGCCGUUCAUUUUUGGCGACCCUCUUCUGAAUGAAUGGUCUAGUGGGCAACCUACGGGCCAAACUCAUGUAAAUGUCGGAGGUGUUUACCCGCAGUCCGGCCAAGGAAGUGUAAUACCGGGACACUUGACUAAAGCAGAUGCGCCACAUGCGUUUGCGAUUGAAAGCGGCCCUGGCGGCUUUGCUAGCCCUAAUGCAACGACCAGUCCUCAAAUGACGACAGGCUUUGACGACGCUACGUUCAGCAGUGCUAUGACAGCAAAGUCAAAUGGCCUCUCUGCGAACGGACCACGACCUACGAUCACGACACCGAGUUUAAAGCACCAAAACUUGCAGGUCGGGGUUAGACGACGCCAACGGAACCCCUCAUCCAUAUAUGAGAACGUCAAGGAGCCGUAUGCCUACACCAAUCGUUUCCAUAAUCUGACCGCAUUCAUUCAGCGACGCUUCUCGCCACAGAAGACUUUACAGAUCGCUAAGGCGCUGGCGUCGAUCCGCCCGUCUUUCAUUGCGACGACCAAGACUCUGAACCGGGACGACCUAAUAUUCAUGGAGAAAUGUUUCCAACGAACCUUGUUCGAAUAUGAAGACUUCAUCAAUGCGUGUGGUACCCCAACCAUCGUUUGUCGACGCACGGGGGAAAUUGCGGCUGUAGGAAAGGAGUUUAGUAUCCUUACCGGGUGGAAGAAAGAUGUCCUUUUAGGUAAGGAGCCCAACCUGAAUGUCAAUACAGGUGGCUCUGUUCCGGGCUCGGGUACAUCAUCACGGAGCUUUACUCCACGAGGCUCCGUGGUGGAAAGCACUCCUGGUCGCCCGCAACCAGUUUUCUUGGCUGAGCUGCUUGAUGACGACAGUGUGGUGGAAUUCUAUGAAGAUUUCGCCCGACUUGCCUUUGGGGACUCACGUGGUAGUGUCAUGACGACUUGCAAACUCUUGAAAUACAAAACGAAGGAGGACAUGGAGAAUCAGUCGGAUGACAACCAACGGUGGAACAAUCAUCUCCGCAAAGGAGGGAUUGCCAGCGAAGCGGGCAUGAAUCAACUGGGCUUUAAAGACGGCAAGGUUGAAUGCGCAUACUGCUGGACAGUAAAACGAGACGUAUUCGACAUUCCUAUGCUUAUUGUGAUGAAUUUCUUGCCAUGCAUUUGA
This is a messenger RNA of Aspergillus pseudotamarii, 2061 nucleotides long. Its product is annotated as Zn(II)2Cys6 transcription factor domain-containing protein. NCBI's taxonomy places the organism in Eukaryota, Fungi, Ascomycota, Eurotiomycetes, Eurotiales, Aspergillaceae. Gene Ontology annotation, cellular component: nucleus. Bases 1 to 2061 code for a protein of 686 amino acids. Gene Ontology annotation, molecular function: RNA polymerase II transcription regulatory region sequence-specific DNA binding; DNA-binding transcription factor activity, RNA polymerase II-specific; zinc ion binding. The record is from RefSeq and is a predicted model, not a curated record. The transcript is spliced from 3 exons. Gene Ontology annotation, biological process: cellular response to starvation; regulation of DNA-templated transcription.